Pseudopodoces humilis (Tibetan ground-tit) is the source of this 399-nucleotide messenger RNA. Its product is annotated as C-type natriuretic peptide 1-like. Gene Ontology annotation, cellular component: extracellular region. NCBI's taxonomy places the organism in Eukaryota, Metazoa, Chordata, Aves, Passeriformes, Paridae. Gene Ontology annotation, biological process: cGMP biosynthetic process; receptor guanylyl cyclase signaling pathway. Gene Ontology annotation, molecular function: hormone activity. The record is from RefSeq and is a predicted model, not a curated record.
AUGAAUCUGAAACUUCUUUUUUCCCCUGGAUUCCUUCUGCUGCUUAUUGUCAGUCAAAACCAGGCAGGAGCCAGAUCCAUUUCCAGCUUACAGAAUCUGGCCAAAUUGUUAAAUGAGGAGCUGGAGCAGCCCCCUGUCUCAGAAGAGAGGGACCACGAGCAAGAUGAGCUGAUCCCAGCAGGAGUCUUUGAUCAGCAAGACACUGAACUCCAGUGGAUCCCAAACCCCAGGGACCAGCCCGAGAACGUUUCCAUGGGCGACGGCGCGAUCCAGAGAUUCUUCAGUGACCUCCUGAGCUUGUCCCGUAGAUACCAAGGCAGAAGAAAAAAGGGGCUCUCCAGGGGCUGUUUUGGUGUCAGAUUAGACAGAAUUGGGUCACUGAGUGGACUAGGAUGCUGA